GUCGUACCUUUGAAGUCUGUCGUUACAUAAUUAACCGCCAGUUUUCACUUUUCGCUCAGUUCUCGUCUGACUACUUGGCUGGUUGCACCUGAACUCUGUUCUUUGGAUUUGACUUGUAGUCAACUAAGAUCUAUUUGAACUCUGGUCUUUCACCUGAACUCGUUUCUUUCACCUGAACUUGUUUCUUUGGAUUGAGAGAAGAGAAAGAUGUUCCGGAGGCCCCGUGUUGUGUCCUUGGAGGCAUCUGCCUCCUCCAAGAAGCCAUGGACCCCACCUGAUCGGAGGGGCGAGAAGUGGCGUCGCGUUCCAUCCAAGCCCGUGGGCUUUCUCCACGCUGCCUCCUACGAGCAUCAGCCGCAGGUGAACAUCGCCUUUGGCUUUCCAUCCAUCCAGAGGACCGAGAAGACAGAGGAGGAAGCUGUGAGGAAGGAGCAGGUCCGGCCUGAGGAGACCGUCAGCUGUGUCAAGGAUAACUUUCAAGCGUUCAUAAGUCACGAGGAGAUGGACGGUGAGGAGAGCCUGCAGGAAAUGGUUGAGCUCGUCUUCAAGAGGGCCGUGAAGAAACCAGACUCUGCUGCAGUCUUCGCCAAUCUGUGUCAGCGCCUCUCAACAGUGGAAUUCCAAUCCUUGUCAGACUGGUCGGCCAGCGUCUCCUUCAGGUCCCUGCUGGUCAAACACUGCCAGGCAGAGUUUAAGAAGAACUUUGAAAGGGAGGACAUUUCUCGGAAGGGGGGGUCCUGCCUAGAGCCAGUCAGGGACGUGAGGGUUAUUGAUCGACUGAGGGAAGAGAAAAACAACGCCAAACCCUCCUGUCGCUCCAUACAUACCAUCCGGUUUAUUGGGGAGCUGUUCCUCUCCAAGGUUCUGGAUGACAAAGCCAUGCACUACUGCAUCAGGAGGCUGCUGCAAAAUGGAGACGGGCCGUCUCUCGAGAGCCUCUGUGAGCUCCUCCAGCUCAUCCAGCAGGACCUGGAGGUGGUCACGUCCAGGGAGGUGAUGGACUCGUACUAUAACCAGCUGAAGUUCGUCGCAGAGAAAGGGAGGAGGGCACCAAGGCUCUCCCUUUUGUUGAAGGACACGGUGAAGGCAAGGAAGUGAGCAGGCUCCACCCCCCACACACCAACCUCACUGAUGGAUGACCGAGGGCAUCUCCUCAAUCCACGCUGCUGGGAGGACUCGGCGACUUUAAACUGGUGGUGGUUUCUCAUCACUGGAAACUGUCCAGACCUUCUGCCCUGCACAGUGAGGAAAAUAAAGAUAGUUACACCAUCAAAACUACAACAAUCCUUAUUUCUAGUUAUCAUCAUCUGACACGGUUGAGGGAUCACCUUUACACUGUGACAGACAAACCCAGCUGCUGGGCUGCUCAUGUUUGAGGAGCCACAGCAUGAUGCUAUCCACCUGGCCACUUUACGCAGUGCUGCAGAGAAACAGAGUAAAACCGGCAGAGAUAAUUUUUCUAUCUGUUUGUAUCUUCAGCCACUUUGUAAGCAAGUAUAAUAAUUAUUAUCAGUGUCUGUGAAAAUGUGUCAAAUAGCAAAUGAGAGAUGAGAUAUUUUCAAAACGUUUACAUCAUGUUUCUGAUCCUCACCGGCUCAGGUGAACAGUUCCUUCAGUCAGCGGUUUGUAAAGUUUCCACCUCGUCUUCAUUGAUCCAUACUGUAAACUCAACAUUUGUCACUUUAACCCUGUACAGACUUUGGAG
Messenger RNA from Pleuronectes platessa (European plaice), 1705 nucleotides. RefSeq names its product eukaryotic translation initiation factor 4 gamma 3. The record is from RefSeq and is a predicted model, not a curated record. The coding region runs from base 208 to 1098 and encodes 296 amino acids. Gene Ontology annotation, cellular component: eukaryotic translation initiation factor 4F complex. NCBI's taxonomy places the organism in Eukaryota, Metazoa, Chordata, Actinopteri, Pleuronectiformes, Pleuronectidae. Gene Ontology annotation, molecular function: mRNA binding; protein binding; translation initiation factor activity. The transcript is spliced from 2 exons.